AGUCAGAAGGUAACUAACUGCCUGUACUGUAUAGUCCUCCUGCAUGUCUCUCUGUUGUCUGAACAUGAAGCUCUCUGUGAUUGUCCUCAUCCUCUGCUGUCAGGUCUAUGCAGAAGACAAACUUCUGCAUAUUGAUUUAUAUAUUAGUGGAUGCAGUGAUUCAGAUGGAGUGGAUAUGUAUGGACUGGAUGGUGAAGAGAUGUGGUACGCAGACUUCAACAAAGGGGAGGGAGUGGUGGCUUUGCCUCCGUUUGUAGAUCCAUUGAGCUUCCCUGGAUUUUAUGAACAGGCUGUAGGUCAACAGGGGAUAUGCAAAGGAAACCUGGACGUAGCUAUAAAAGCUUACGAGAACCCACCAGAGGCAAUAGCCCCUCCUCACAGCAGCAUCUACCCCAGGGAUGAUGUGGAGCUGGGGGUGGGGAACACUCUCAUCUGCCACGUCAGUGGGUUCCACCCUGCACCGGUCAGAGUCAGGUGGACCAGGAACAAUCAGAAUGUGACCGAGGGAGUGCGUACCAGCACCCCCUACCCCAACACUGAUUUCACCCUCAACCAGUUCUCCAGUCUGACCUUCACCCCAGAGGAGGGAGACAUCUAUGGCUGUACUGUGGAGCACAAGGGCCUUACUGAGCCCCUGACACGGAUCUGGGAACCUGAGGUGAGCCAGCCCAGUGUGGGUCCUGCGGUGUUCUGUGGAGUGGGCCUGACUCUGGGGCUGCUGGGAGUGGCUACCGGAACAUUCUUCCUCAUCAAAGGGAACCAGUGUAACUGAGACUACAGCUGUCAGAGCGUCACAGUCAAAUCUGUAUAAAUAUAGAGUAGAGAGAGUAGAGUAGUACUUUAUUGAUCCCAACUUGGGAAAUAGUUUUAGAACUCAGCAUCAUCAAUAAAUUGCAAUGACAAGACCUGUAUCAAUGACAAACAUGUAAAGACACAAUACGACACAGAAGAAGACACCAGCACCUUACUAGCCAUAAAAGAUAGAGACCCGUUUAUGGAGAGGGGAGAUGUAUGUACAUGGAAUAUUAAACUUGUCCCUGCUGCUCAGAAGAUUGACUGGGGCGAGGGAUUAGCACCGCCAAAUUGAUGUACUGGUAUAAGGGUUUACCUCUGGUUUGAGUUCUAGUUGGUGUUUGUGUUUCAUUUUUCCCUUUUUAACAUUACAUGUUUAUUAAAGCUUAUUAUCCCUGAAACCCC
Salvelinus namaycush (lake trout) is the source of this 1197-nucleotide messenger RNA. RefSeq names its product H-2 class II histocompatibility antigen, A-U alpha chain-like. The transcript has 4 exons. Gene Ontology annotation, cellular component: MHC class II protein complex; membrane. Gene Ontology annotation, biological process: immunoglobulin production involved in immunoglobulin-mediated immune response; peptide antigen assembly with MHC class II protein complex; antigen processing and presentation of exogenous peptide antigen via MHC class II. Gene Ontology annotation, molecular function: MHC class II protein complex binding. Lineage: Eukaryota; Metazoa; Chordata; Actinopteri; Salmoniformes; Salmonidae. Bases 44 to 772 code for a protein of 242 amino acids. The record is from RefSeq and is a predicted model, not a curated record.